Messenger RNA from Coccidioides posadasii C735 delta SOWgp, 828 nucleotides. RefSeq lists its product as uncharacterized. The record is from RefSeq and is a predicted model, not a curated record. Gene Ontology annotation, molecular function: enzyme activator activity; mRNA binding. Lineage: Eukaryota; Fungi; Ascomycota; Eurotiomycetes; Onygenales; Onygenaceae. Gene Ontology annotation, biological process: positive regulation of catalytic activity; deadenylation-independent decapping of nuclear-transcribed mRNA; deadenylation-dependent decapping of nuclear-transcribed mRNA. Gene Ontology annotation, cellular component: P-body.
AUGGCUACUAAUUCCCUAGCUGUUUCGCCGCCCACCCGAUCCAAUGAGGAGCUCAACAUCACCGUUGUGCGCCGAUACAAUCCCUCGAUAUCCACAAUCCUGUCGCUUGCUCAGUUUGCCGUGGUAUACAUCUUCAGUGCGACUACUCAGACAUGGGAGAAGUUGGGAAUCGAGGGCACUUUGUUCGUGUGCCAGCGCACGAAAGGAGAUCUGGGCGAGGAAAGGUACAGCGUCAUGGUUCUCAACAGGCGUGGAAUGGACAACUUUGAGGCCAGACUAGAAAAUGGGGACGACGUUGAAAUCACUGAUGAAUAUGUUAUCUUGAAGGUGGACGAUGACAAAGGCCGCGAAGGCGCCAUCCGCGCAGCAAAUGGGCGGACGUCUAUGAUAUAUGGAUUAUGGAUCUUUUCUGAACCUGCACCAAGCUCGACAGCUGAGACAAGGACGCUGAAUGCGCAGAUGAUUAAAGAAUGCGCAGUGCAUGGCGGGGAAAGUAGGAAACUUGCCGAGGAGAGGCUAGCCGCUGAACGCAACCAGAACAUGCUCGUUGAGGAGGCUCCGUCCGCCACACCAAUGAACCGGCAGAUCUCUUUGAAGGAGCUUUUCGGUCAGCAGAGAGCGCAGGACGAUGCGUGGAGCGUCAAAGUUCACAGCCCGGUGGCUGAAUUCAAUCCUCAAGCUCAGCCCCAAGCGCCCACCAAUCAACCAGUUGGCUGGCCUGCACCUCAAGGAGUCCCGCCAGGACUACUUCCAGGAGCGCCAAACGGAAAUGACGUGUUGGGCGACUUAUUCCGAAAAGCGGGCAUUGGACACCAAGGAUAUUCCUAG